Paramuricea clavata is the source of this 258-nucleotide messenger RNA. The record is from the annotation of a GenBank genome assembly. Lineage: Eukaryota; Metazoa; Cnidaria; Anthozoa; Malacalcyonacea; Plexauridae.
AUGAAAGAGUAUGCUGAUACCGCAGCCAAAGCAAAACCACACAGCUUUCAAGUUGGUGACACUGUUCUCGUUCGUCAAAAACACGUCAAUAAACUAUCCUCACCGUACAACAAACAUCCAUACGCUAUCGUCAAGAUCAAAGGUAGUAUGAUAACGUACGGCAAGAAACGCAACCAGCUACAUAACAAGAAACAGCUCGCAGUUCAAGAGAAUCACUAUCACCACACAUCAACAAGAUCAUGCAGCAGACCCUUUUGA